AUGGUCAUCCCUGCUAAGAAAUAUUUUCCUGCUACAGUCUCUUGCCAAGUCCACAAAACUGCCUCUGUGAUUAAGAAUAAGUUGACAAGAAAACAUAUGAGGCUUUAUAGGAAAACGACCUUUGAUCCACUGUUGGAUACAGAUCUUGUUUUUAAUGGACAACUUUUGCACCAUUUUCUGUUAAGGGAGGUAGCGGAUGCAAACCCAGACGUUAUAUCAUUCAACAUUCUAGGGAAGAAGCCGACUAGGGAAACAGUAGAAAGGGAAACAAGCGGUGAAAGGUUGCGAGAACUCAUUCUUGGACCGAAUGACCCAAAUGAAAAGGAUAGUUCUUGCAAGGAUGUGGAGACCGCAUUUGAUAAGUUCAAUUUUACUAAUGACGAAGAUGCUGUCAAGAUUGCAUUUUCACUAUUCAUUGAAAUGGUGAUGAUUGGAAAAGACAAGAAAACCCAAUUCGAUGUGAAUAUAUUUGGGAUUGUCGAUGACCAUGAAGUCUUUGUACAUUGCGACUAG
This is a messenger RNA of Benincasa hispida (wax gourd), 513 nucleotides long. RefSeq lists its product as uncharacterized. The record is from RefSeq and is a predicted model, not a curated record. NCBI's taxonomy places the organism in Eukaryota, Viridiplantae, Streptophyta, Magnoliopsida, Cucurbitales, Cucurbitaceae.